This is a messenger RNA of Vicia villosa (hairy vetch), 1121 nucleotides long. RefSeq names its product phosphoglycerate mutase-like protein 4. Gene Ontology annotation, molecular function: phosphatase activity. Bases 175 to 885 code for a protein of 236 amino acids. The record is from RefSeq and is a predicted model, not a curated record. NCBI's taxonomy places the organism in Eukaryota, Viridiplantae, Streptophyta, Magnoliopsida, Fabales, Fabaceae. Gene Ontology annotation, cellular component: cytoplasm; cytosol. The transcript has 7 exons.
ACCAAUGAGAACUUGUGAUAUAGCCGGCGUGUUUAGCAAGCGUUCAGUUGCGAAACGCACUAGGAGGAAGCAAACGAAGAAAACCUCUACGCACCUCUUUAUUAUUCUUCAUUGCGCCUCCAAUCACCAAAACCACGCACAUUUCACUCUUUCACUCUACCUCGCUCCCUCACAAUGGCCGACUUUUCCAUCAACGAUUCCACCAAUUCCAGCUCUCCUCGUCCAAAUUACGCCGAGAUUGUUGUGGUACGUCACGGUGAAACAGCUUGGAACGCAAUCAGUAAAAUCCAGGGACAGCUGGAUGUUGAAUUAAAUGAAACUGGAAGACAGCAAGCAGCUGCAGUGGCUGAUAGACUCUCCAAGGAACCCAAGCUCUCAGUUAUAUAUUCUUCGGACCUCGAAAGAGCUUUUGAAACAGCGCAGAUAAUUGCAUCCAAAUGUGGAGGGGUGGAGGUUAUCAAGGAUGCUGACCUACGGGAAAGACACCUAGGGGAUCUUCAAGGCCUGGUUUAUAGUGAACUGCCAAAAACUACUCCCAAAGCAUACAAGGCAUUUGUGUCUAAGAACGAAGAUAUGGAAAUACCAGGAGGCGGCGAAAGUCUUGUUCAACUUUAUGAUCGCUCCACAUCUGCAUUGCUUAGAAUUGGCACGAAGCAUAUAGGGGAGAGAGUAGCCGUUGUCACUCACGGAGGAUUCAUCAGAUCCCUAUACAAGCGGGCCUGCCCGGAUGGAGGGUUUGCUGGGAAGGUACUCAACACAUCUGUCAGUGUUUUUCACUUAGAUGUUGAGGAUAAAUGGAGCUUAAAAAUGUGGGGUGAUGUUAGCCAUUUGAGCCAAACUGGAUUUCUACAGUCUGGUUUUGGGGGUGAUAAAACUUCUGGAUAGACAAUUCACCAUUGUUUCCCAUCCAACAGUUUGGUUGUUUCCCAAUCAUAGUAAAACUAAGGUUUGGAUAAAGAGUGGAAAGGGAUAUUAAGCAGAGAUCGAUCAUAAAUAAGAAUUUGGCUCCCAAAAUGGGAUUUUUUUAUUUUUUGUAUCUUAUCAUGCAAAUCUAUUGUCACUGUGUAAUGUUUGUACACUAUUAGUUUUCUGGCAAUGGGGUAUCAAUCUUUAUUACAAAA